UCACCGCAGCACCUUGACCGGAUUAUACCAACAAGGAAGCCAAAACACCCUGUUUUGUUUCAUGCAGUACUAAAUACUAGAAACCGUGGUGUAGUAUUUUGAAAUACUGUGCGGUAGGGUUGGGAACGGAUCCGCGCGGAGCUUUCCGGUACUUCCUCGUGCUGCGGGAGGAUAAAACAGUGACGUCGGCGGACUGAUUCUGUGGCAACAGCGCCGCAAAGGCAAGAAUCUGCGGCCGAGCCGGAACGAGAUGCGACGCGAAACACAGACCGGCAGAACGUGUUCAUAUGACAUAAGUCACAUACUUAUUUAAAGUAGACAGUCUCAGUCACAGCGUACAGGCGGAAAUCAUGCUUUGUCGCGGAGAGAGAGAUUAGACUGACGAUCACUCUGCAGCGCACUAUUCGGGCUUCACGCGACAGCGCUCGAGUUUUUUUUUUUUUUUUUUUAACGUCACCAUCCGUCCCGCGGUCUAUGUCUCGGAGCUGCGAGCACGCGCGUCCAUGGCCUCGGUAACCAGGGACGAGGAGCCGCGAUGGGUGCCGACGCACGUGCAGGUGCUGGUGAUUCGCGCCCGCGGGAUUCGCGCCAAGGGCAAGCACGGCACGAGCGACGCGUACGCCGUGGUGCAGCUCGGCAAGGAGAAGUACUCCACAUGCGUGAUGGAGAAAACCACGGAGCCCGAAUGGGGCGAGGAGUGCUCGUUCGAGCUGCAGCCUGGCGCGCUGGAGGACGGGGGCCGCGACGUGCACCCGGCGGGCACCUGCGACCUCACCCUCACCGUCAUGCACCGCCCGCUAAUCGGCCUCGACGUGUUCCUGGGCCAGACCGUGAUCGCGCUGGACAAGGCGUUCCGUGAGCGCGUGUGCAUGAGAAACGAAUGGUACAAGCUUCAUUCUAAAACUGGCAAAAAGGAGAAAGAAAGGGGAGAGCUUCAGCUAACGGUACAGUUCACUCGCCAUAACCUGACAGCCAGCAUGUAUGAUCUUUCCAUAAAGGACAAACCUCGGUCAGCCUUCAUCAGGCUGCGUGAGCGCAUGCGUGCCCGGAAGCAUGGUGGUGAUGAAGAGUCUUCCUCUGCCAUCGUGCCUGGGAGUUACGGUGCAAUAGGACGCGUGCGAGGCCGUCUUCCAAGUGAUGGUGGUGGCGAAGAAGACUAUGAGGAUGAUGAGGGAGGGGAAUUGAGGAGGAGUAAAAUGAGGAGUUACUUCCUCCAUGGAAGGUUACGGAAGUCCUCAGACACACGGUCCAGCACUUCUCUGGGUUCUGAGAGCAGUGAGUCAUCUUCCAGGGGGGGAAGCCUUAGUCCAACUGCUGGCAUCAGUGUAGUGGUCUCUGACCUCUCCAAUUCACCCAGCAACAGCAGCAACCUGACUGCAGACAACAGCCCAGAGCACACAGUUGCGCCCUCGCCACUAGUUUCUCCUGUUAGACAUGUGUUUGAUGAGGUGUGUGACUUUAGCAUCCCAGUGCCUCAUUCCCUGACCUCUGACAGUGAUGCCCCCAUUCUCCUGCCCUCUGUCUGUGUAAAUGGAAAUCCAGUUGAGACAUCUCCUCUUACUCAUCAACCCCCCUCACUGGUACUACAACAACCUAGGCUCCAGACAGAGACCCAACAAGAAGCACUGAAAACCCCUCAGACAAGCCCACCAGAGAAAGGCAAACCUACUCAGGCCCAAACAGCCCAGCCCUUAGAAAUCAAACCUCAACCCAGUCAGGUGUUUCAGACUAAGCAACCUAAAGUGGAGUCUAAAUCCAAAGCUGAACUUCAGUUCCCUGCAGUAGGGCUGCUGCAGAAGGGCUCUGCUCACUCUCUAUCCUUGCAGAACCUUUCCCGCCAUAAAGAGGAGCAGCAAGGCGGAGGGCCUGUCGACGGCCGCCGCUGGUCAUUUGAUAAACCAGGAGAGGAGGAAAAGGCGGCCAUCGCUGCUGCACUAGAGCAUACUGGGUUGAUGGCCGAUGAAACAGAGGUGGAGCCACCAGUGUCUGUAAGUGACGUAGAAGUUCAAGGCAAGAAGAAGCGCAGCUUGUUCUCACAUGCACGGUCUGAAAAAGAGGGAACUGGCCAGGUUCAGCCAGCGACAGAGGGAAGGCACAGAAGCUGGUUCAGCUCGAAGGACCCCUGCAGUAAACCAAGUCCACAUCCAGUAAAGCCUUUGACACCUCCUGAUGAGAAGAGGUCAGAAGGCCGUUCUGUUCUGGAGAAACUCAAGUUUACCAUUAAUCCAGGACGAAGUCACCAAGCCGACCUGGAAUCUGAGAAGAAGCUUUUGGUGGAAGGUGGAGGCUCCUACUACCAUCUGAACCAUAGUCAGCUGGUGUCACUCCUGCUACAGCGGGAUGCCGAGCUCCAACAGGAGAGAGAGGAGUAUGAGCGCCGGGGUGUGUUACUAGAGAAGCGGGAGGUGGAGUUAAAGAAGAUGAAAUUUUUAAUCCGAGAUCUUGAGGAUUACAUUGACACUCUGCUAGUCCGCAUCAUGGAACAAACACCUGCACUGUUGCAAGUUCGUCCCAAAAUGAAAUGAUCCGAUAGACAUUCAUCAAUCAUUUCACAGUCACUUUACAAAUCUUCCACAAUCCCUCAGCAGAAGUUGCAACCCUGCACUGCUACUGCUACCAUGCAAAUGUAGAAUGGAACAGAAAAGAAGUGUGGCAUUGCAAAACACAGUGUCUACCUAUGUGAGCCUGUCAUAUGUGGCCAGGUGCACCCCCUCCCUUCCUGACUCCCAUGAUUCUUAUUCUUAUAGGAAUUUCUGGGAAAUUUUACUUAGUUGAUGCUUGCUUCCUCUAAACAAAUGUGUAAGAGGUGCAUCUGUCCAGCUAGUUACCAAAGCUGUCUGUCAAUCAAAGGAAGGUAUGGUCUAGUUAUUGGAAACUUGAGAGAAUAGUCUUUGCUGCUUGAAUUAACGCGUUAUCCAAAUGUUCUCUUUUGUUCUUUCUUUCUCCUCACAUUAAUAGGACCUAUCUAGUUUAAGCUCAUAAAACUAUGCUACUUGAACCAGCCGAUUUUAUAGAUUUCGAGUUGAAGAGAAAAAUUAUUCUGAGAAAGAAAGCAGGAUCGGUCGUUUCUCAUCUGCUUGUGCCUCAUGUCAUGUCUUCUGCACUUUACUGAAAAGCAUAAGGUUAGAGGCACACACUAACAUACUAGCUCUUUCAGUCUGCAUCUGUCAACCAGUCCCCUUCCCAUCCCGCUCGAGCUAACAUGCACUCAUUGCUGCCAGUGCUUUCAGGUGUAAUGAACAGAAUAUACACUGUUCUUACUGCAUAAAUGCCACUCUGGUGAAAUGCCAAAUGCUGCCUUAUCAUACAGUAUGUCUCUGUUAUGUUAUUGCUGAAACCCACACUUUUCAGCUCUACACCUUACCUUGAAGUGUGACUAUAAGGGACUGUGUGUUUAGACCUGAUUCCCAACAGACUGUUAGGUUAAAUCAGGUAAUGUCAUAGGCUAUUACUGCCUCAGUGUUGAGCGAUGAACAAACAGUACUGAUGAUCAUGGAAUACUAAAUGCCAGAAGUUGAUUAUAAUUCAGUGUUCCAGUACUCCCAGUGCAGCCAUGGCUCAGGCCUAUGUCAGUGUACCUGCAGUGUUGUUCUGAUGUUAUUCGGAUGUUGCCACUAUCAGUGUUUUUUGCAGUGUAGCACCAUCUGUAGUUGUGUGGUAGCGGCCUGUGUAACAGCACUUUCAAACCACACAUACACUUAAUAAAAAGGUUCUUCCUCAAAAGCAUAAGUACAGAGCGAACACAAACACAUGCACAUUUACACUGCACUAGCUCAUUCUCUGAACCUAAGAUAUUUACAGUAUUCCUGUGCUACUGUAAUUCUUAUAGUCCAGCUAAGCUAGGAAGUCAGAGAUCAAUAUAUUACAUGUAACUCGUCACAAACGUACAAUUAGAAGCACUUAAGGCUUCACAUGUUCUGCCUCUUACCGAAUUAUGAUCUCUAGCUCUUAGGUUGUGAUUGAUAUAUAAAUUGAGUGACUUAGACUGGUAUGGUACUGUGUCGUUUGAAUGGAUUCAUGAAAUAUUAAUGUCAGUCAGAGACUAAAGUUUACAAUUCCUAAAAAAACAAACAAGUUUUACCUUUUACAUGUCUUUAUUUAAAUAAUAUAUGCUUUGUUUUCAUUGUUCCUCUUUUAUUUUUUAUUUAUUGUUUCACAGAGGUUAUGUAUAGUUCUUAAUAAUGUGUUCUAAAUUCACUUUUUUUUGGUCACAUUUACGUUCUUACAUUUUGUUCCCUUUUUAGUUGUUGAGGUGGUUGAUUAAUUUUUCCUUUUAGGUUUUACUGCUUUUAUUAAUUUUUUUUAUGCCCUGAUUGAGAUUAUGCUGUUCUAUUAACUAUGACUGGUGCAAUGAGAUGUUUUCAUUUUUUCUUUUUAAAAGUCUAAUAAUGUAGGAAGCAAUAGUGCAGAGUGCUAGAGAACUGUGAAAAGCCACAUGGAGCCUGCAGUCCGGUUAGGAGGUACAAGUGCCCUUGACUUAUUGUCAUGUUGUAGAAUGUGUCAGUGGAAUGAAUAUAGAAACCAUUAUUUGUUAUUUUAGUUAUACAAUUGUAAAUCAAAGCUGCAUUUCUGUAGCAGAUGCUCUGGUAAGUUUGAAAAUAAAAACAAUUAUUUGUGUUUAAUCCAUUCUUUAAAUUUCGUUCCUGUAAUUCUAAGAAAGAUAAAUUGCAUCAUUCUUACAUUAGUGUUUUUUUUAAUGGGCUAUCAUACUGCAUUAUUAUUAUUAAAGUUGAUUUUCACAUUUACUUCGCUUUUGAUUCCAUAAAUUCAUAGAGGACAGGUCCAGGUGGAGGCUCAUGGAUGGUGACUUUUCCACAUGGAUCAGGAUUGUUCCAUUUUUAAAUCAAGUCUUUCCUUGAGGUGCUGUUCUUUGGGGUGUACAGGUUAAAUUAUGCCUGUCCCUAGAUGGCAAACGUUUGCUUGUUUGAUUAUUGUGUUGAUAAUCGAAUUGAUAAUUGAAAGGGAAUAUUAAAAUCAGCUCUCUGAUUUGUCCUUUUGCAUCUCUCAAUGAAAUAAACUCUUUUCACAUUGG
Clarias gariepinus (North African catfish) is the source of this 5032-nucleotide messenger RNA. It is a transcript of the gene rab11fip5a, whose product is annotated as RAB11 family interacting protein 5a (class I). Gene Ontology annotation, cellular component: recycling endosome; mitochondrion; early endosome. Lineage: Eukaryota; Metazoa; Chordata; Actinopteri; Siluriformes; Clariidae. The record is from RefSeq and is a predicted model, not a curated record. Gene Ontology annotation, molecular function: small GTPase binding. The coding region runs from base 504 to 2525 and encodes 673 amino acids. Gene Ontology annotation, biological process: regulated exocytosis. The transcript has 5 exons.